AUGGCUAUUGGAAAAGGCAUCCCACUCGAUAGCGUUGCAUUAAUGUCAACAGUCUUGGAAGGCAUUUUAUAUGGCUUUUCCGUCCUCAUGUUUAUUGGCACCAUCUGGGCGCUGACCCACAAACGUCACAUGCGGGACGUCAAUCGUCCAAUCGCGGCUGUAGCCGUCUUGCUGUUUGUACUGAGCACUGUGCACAUGGUUGUAAGUAUUAUUCGGAUUGAAGAAGGACUGGUGCAGUAUCGCGACAGGCCAAAGACGUUAUUCACAGAACUCUCUCGAGGAACCUUUAUGACCAAUGGCGCGAUAUUUAUUUUGCAAACCCUACUGGGUGAUGGGGUGGUGAUUUAUCGUUGUUACAUCGUUUGGCAAACCAUCUGGGUUAUCAUCUUACCCAGCAUGCUGUGGUGCAGUGUUGCAGUGACUGGUGUGUACUCGAUAUACAGCUUUUCGCACAUGGCUGGCAUCUACGGACACGUUUUCAGCCAAACGACUCGCGAAUGGAUCUCGGUAUUUUAUGCCUCGACGCUUGCAACUAAUUUAUUGAGUUCAGGAUUACUGGCGUACCGCAUCUGGAAAAUCGAGCGCGAUGUCGCUAACAGUUGCGCUACAAAGAUCACCACAACGGGUAUACUACGCGUGGUUAUGGAUGCUGCUGGUUUGUACUCCAUAGCGCUCCUCUGCACAUUAAUCGGUGUGGCCUGCUCGAAAGAUGGAACACUUUUUAUGUUAGACAUGCUCACGCCUGUCAUCUCUAUAACUUUUUACAUGGUUAUCAUUCGAAUCGCAAUGGGCAAAAAUACUCACAGUCACAUUUUGACUGUUGGUCACGGGUCGACCACAGGCAGUGAGAACGAUAGAGGAAACUUGCGGCAUUAUCCUCUGAAGCCUUUGCAGGUACACAUAUCGCAAUUCACUCACAAUGACAGCGCGACGGUGUAUAGAAAUGGGAAUCUGUACCGACCGUCGACAGCCAAAUCGGAAUUUGUGGAAGGGGCAUCUUGCGACGUGUAG
Messenger RNA from Suillus fuscotomentosus, 1011 nucleotides. RefSeq lists its product as uncharacterized. NCBI's taxonomy places the organism in Eukaryota, Fungi, Basidiomycota, Agaricomycetes, Boletales, Suillaceae. The record is from RefSeq and is a predicted model, not a curated record. The transcript has 7 exons. The coding region runs from base 1 to 1011 and encodes 336 amino acids.